AUGAUGAUGGAUUCUAUAGCAGAUCCAUUUCUUAAUUUAUACAAUGAUGGUCAAAUUCCAUCAAUACCAGAUAGUUUAUUAUUUUCCAACGAUGAUAACCUUGGGGGCAUCGAUCUUGAUUUACCAGUCCAAAGUCCGAUUAAAUUCGAACAAGAAACUAUAUCUAAUAUGACGGAUAAUCCUGAAUUCGAAAAUGAAUUAAAAAAUUUCCUAGCGAAUUUCCCAUCACCAGAUUCCUCCUCGCCACCAAAUGAUAAUUCAGCAAUUGACAUCUUAGACGAUUUUCCAUUUUCACCAUUACAAAAUGACAUUAACAUAGAAAAAAUUCAACCGAUACUUCUACCACCACCUGCACCUCCUAGAAAACUACCGGUUAUUAUAAAUACAACUAAAAUCACCAACCAACACUUACCAAAAGUCGUGCAAUUAACAAAAGGAAAUGUUGUUUAUAUUCAAGCACCUAAUAAUUCAAAUAAAUCUCAAACAAAUUUUAUUCAACUAACUAAUUGUCUACCAACAAUAUUAAUUAAUACCUUACCGACACCGACAGUGAAUGAAGAAACAAAUGCAUCAAUAAAUACACCAUCAGCAUCAAUUGAUGAUUUACCUAUGGAUGAUAUGGAGUAUAACGAUCUUGAUCAUCUUCCAAUGACUCCAUCGACAUCAAGUGAAUCACCAGAUGAACGAACAACAGGCUCACCUGAUAUAACUCAUGAUAAUAAUUACAGUAAAAAUCGUUUACAUCGCCAUCAAGGCUUUAAUUCAAAUAAAAGUUCAUCGACAAUGUUGACAAAUCUUGAAAAACUACCAACAUCUGGCCCGUUAAUGUUAACAGACGAAGAAUUAAAAUUGAUAAAACAAGAAGGUUAUCAAAUUCCAACAAAAUUACCACUAAAUAAAACUGAAGAAAAAGUCUUAAAAAAGAUUCGUAGAAAAAUAAAAAAUAAAAUUUCAGCUCAAGAAAGUCGUCGAAAGAAAAAAGAAUAUGUUGAUACACUCGAACGGCAAAUUGCCAAAUAUAUGGAUGAAAACGGUGCACUUAAGGAACGUGUAUCAACAAUGGAGAAAAAUCAAAGAUCAUUAAUGCAAGAACUUCAAUCACUUCGAACAAUGGUUGGUAAAGGCACGCCGACAACAGGCAAAGUUUUAAUGGUUCUCUGCUUAUUUUUUGCUGUUCUAUUUGGUAUAUGGUCGCCGAUAAAUAAUAAACAAUCAGUAGAUGAUUUUAUGCGUUCAUCAAAUGAUGGAUCAUCUUCACAACAAAAAUCUUUAUCAUCAUCAAAUAAUGGUGAUUCAUCAAGUAAUAUGCGUUCCACGACAACAGCAAAAUCAUUACUUGAACAACAAGAUUUAAUUAAACAAGAGCCAACAUAUUCAAAUUAUAUUCCAAAUAAUUAUAAAUCACGUGUACUUCUAUCAUUUGACGAGCAUGACAAUCAUUAUCAUGGGCCUUAUUUACCAGCAAAUAAUAAACAUAAAUUAUCAUCGCAACAAAAGCCAGCUGCGCCAGGAUAUACUUAUUCAAGUUCAGUUGAAAAAUAUAUGAAUAAAAGAUUUAAACUAGCACAAGAAGAAGAAGAACAAGAAGAGAAAAAAAAUUAUUCAACACAAAGAUUAUCAUCCGGCUGCUUGAAACGGCCAUUAGCUGCUGAAUGUCCACCAUCAAUAAUUCUAUCAAGUGAUGCGGCAUAUAAAACGAUUCGACCAAAUCAUACAUCUCAUUAUCGUAUUAAUGAAAAAUUUGUUGUUAUAGAAAAUUCAAAUGAAAAACUUGACCAUGAUUCAUCAACCUUGGAAAGCAAACCAUUAAAAAUAAUCCGUGUUGAACGUACAACACCCGCUAUUGGUAAUGAUACCUUGAAACUAUCACAUCGUACAGUAAAUGAAUAA
Molecule: messenger RNA, 1890 nt
Organism: Rotaria socialis
Lineage: Eukaryota; Metazoa; Rotifera; Eurotatoria; Philodinida; Philodinidae
Source: the annotation of a GenBank genome assembly